This is a messenger RNA of Drosophila sulfurigaster albostrigata, 3517 nucleotides long. RefSeq names its product transmembrane inner ear expressed protein. Lineage: Eukaryota; Metazoa; Arthropoda; Insecta; Diptera; Drosophilidae. The coding region runs from base 2583 to 2948 and encodes 121 amino acids. The record is from RefSeq and is a predicted model, not a curated record. The transcript has 4 exons.
UGAUUGCAAUGCAGCUGAAGCAGCAGCAAUAAAGUUAGUCCAAAUAUAGUUAGUAUAUGUGUACAUAAAUAAAUCAAACACUCGAACUGGGCGUCUGUCUCACUGUCGUGUUCACAGUCUCAAAGUCGCCCACAAUCAACAAGUUUUAAUUACUGCCAAACGAUAAUAAUAACAACAGCGACAACAAGAACAUCGAUAACCUCAACCCAUCAUCGACUGUUUAUGGUUAUGGUCACUCUCAGCUGCUGCUGCUACUGUUGCUGGAGGUGACCUUGUCAAUCGAUUGGCACAACAACAAUUAUUAUGGCAAAUAAUACGUUUUGUUUUAACUGUGACAAAUGUCAUGGCUAAUUAAGUGUUAUUAUUUCUGGUCAAUUUUAUGGUCACAAUUCAACAUAUCGAAACAAAGCUGACUUCCUUGAAUGCAUAUCUGGUCACUCUCUAAGCUAAAAGGAGUUCACACACACACAGGUGCAGGUCACAAAAAGCUGCCAUAGACAAUUGCACUAUACAGAGGAAGAAAGAGAAAAGCGGAGCAAAAGUCAAAAGUAGAGUAAAUUUGUUGCGGCACAAUGGGGCACGUGUCGCAAGCAGCAGCAAGUGGAGCUGAAAGGAGGCGACAACAGUGUGCGGUUAGCUAGCUUUAGCUUCUCUUCUUGUGUCAAAAGGGGAGCAACACUAAAGGUGGCAAUGACAUACACACUAAUAUAUACAUUCAUACAUACACGCAUACAUAUGCAAGCAAAGCUCAAGCAAGAAGGAAUGAGAAGAAACAGGUAGGCACAAGUUGAGUGCACUCACAAAUACAUAUGUAUACAGACGAAGAAGCAAUCGAAAUGCAUUUGAAUUGAGCAGCGAACAGCAUGCGCUGAUUGCUGCCUAUGUGUGAGUGUGUGUGUGGGUGAGAUGUACAGUGGAUCAAAGCUUAUUUAAUCAAAUUUGAAGUAUUAUGCUCGCCAAACUAAGAGAGCUAGUAAGAUAAUUCAAAUGCAAGCUUUUAAUGCAAUGCUUAAACUUAAAAUAUAACACUUAAUUUAUUUUUUAACAUUUUUUUGUUUUUAAAUAUGCUGGUAUCCACUGUAAGUGCAAAAAAGGUAGUCAAAUAAAAAGGGCACAACCAAAAAAAAAUAUAUGUAUGUAUGUACAUACAUUUACAUAUACAUACAUAUACAUGUGCAUGCAUAUAUAUAAAAAGGGCAGAGCACUUGCCACACAAAACGAUUUACACGACACUAAAGCUAAAAACAGGCGCACGCCACUAUAAAAAAAAGAAAGGAAAGAGGAGCGAGCUGAGGUGAGAGAACGACGUCAUGACUGAGAACAGCAGCUACAACAAAAACAACGACACAAAUAAGAAGAGGAGGCGCGUUAAGGCCGCGCCAGGUACUUUUUUACGGGGCUACUGUUCAAAUUUGCAUAUGCUUUAAAUAUUUAAUGUAAUUCAAAAAAGAGAGGAGACAAGUAUCACAACCCAAGGCAGCUUCACUUUCAGCUCCAACAAGAACACCAACAACAACGCACAAUGUGCCAAUUGGACAAACAGCGGCGCGCAGCUGUAUAAUUCAAUUGUUUUUUUUUAUAAACGGGCUGCUGGUCAGAAAAAUGCAAGCAAGGCGAAAUAUACAAUACAAAUACAAAUUCUCAGCCAAAUGGAAAAAAAACGUUCGCGCAUUUGGCGAAAAAAUCAAUUUUCCGUGUGAUUGCCAAAUGCAAUUGCUGCCUGCCCUGUGUGACUAACAACACACCAAGCCGCCACAUAGAAUGGGGCCCAACAACACACACACACAUCACAAAGAAAAGAAAAAUAAUAUAGCAGAAAACUUCUUAUUGGGUGGCCCUGGGACAGACACGAGUUUACGCCAGCCCUGGCUUACAGCUGGCUUUCGACUUACGCAGCGUUUUGUGGCCUUUUUUUAACGUAAGUUUCACUGUUAAUUAUUGACAUAACAAAUGCGGCGCCUAGAACAAGAACACGAGCUGAUGACGGCAACAACACCAGAGGCUCCAAUCAGGACUCACACACACGUUUGCACGCGGAGAAUAAACGAGAGAAAGGCACACGCGAAAUUGCUCACAUUAACUUGUCGAAGUAAAUGGGCAGUCAAAAAGCAAAUAAAGAAUAUGAAACUAGCUUCUAAUUUAAAAAAAAAAAAUUCUCGUCCUUUUUGUUUUGUGUGCAAUAUUCCAUUCUCUACGUGGUAGCCAAAUGUAAAUCGAAAUGAAAUGAAUGAAACUGGUUGCCCCACUCUUUUCUCCUCUUGUAACUGUCGGUCGGCACAGCAGGCUACGCAUACACGCACGAUAAAAAUCGCACUCUCCCACGCAAGAACGAAGCACAGCACAAAUCACAUGUUUCAGACUUUCACUCAUACAGGGUGCGUUCAGCAGUUUCAGGACGACAGGACCUUACUCAUUUGUAUAUGCUUUUAGCAGCCAGUUUAGCCAAAUCAUAUUGAGUGUGGCAAACGUUUCGUGGCCAAAUGAACAACAGUCUGAAUUGGACAGGCAAAGCAGUCAGACGACGUCGUCUCCAAGGGCGCUGGGUAAAUUUUGUUUAAUCGGCGACUCAUAUUGAAAGUAAAAUGGACGACAAUGGGAUUCCUUAUGCCAUGGAUCCCAAGGAAGCGUGGCUGGAAAAGAUAACAUUCGGUGGAUUCCGUCGCUGGCAUAUUAUAGCUGCAGUGCUGGGCAUACUGAUGAGUAUUAUGAUUAUGGUCUGUUGCUGCAUAAGAUUUCGUAUACCUCGCACUAAACAGGAAAUCGAAGCGGAUUAUCAACGGAAACAGAUCACCAAAAAGUUUCGCGAGAAACUGCAACAGAUUAAAAACUCCGAAAUGGAUGACAUGGAUCUGCAAAAAGUUUGCGUGCGCAUACAAAGCGAUUACCUGAAUUUGGAGGCCAGCAGAGAGAGCAUGAACGAGAAGCAGAAUGUUAAAUUUAAGAUCUAAUAAACUACUUUAAAAAUAAUAAUUAUAAUAAUAAAAGUCGGCAAACAAUGUAUAAAUAUUUGAUUUGUGUCAGUUUAUUGCAGUUUUGCAGUUUUUGAAAUCAGUAUUGAUGUAUCAAAGAUUUGAAUUUUAGUUUCUUUUCGUUUUUGCUUGUUAUUUAUUUUUUUGUUUCUUUCUCUUUUCGUUUUCCAAUUUAAUUCUCUACACAUACGGGCUAGUUAAAGUAUCCGGUGUGUGGGCAGCAUUACGACGAUUGCGACAUUAACAGUUUGUUAUGUUUAUGACAUUUACUUAUAUUUUCACUUAGACUUUAGGUAUUAGUAAAAAGGUUUUUUUCUUGACAAUUCUUUAGGUUUUUGAUAUACAUAAUAUGUACGCUGACUCUCUGACUCUGUCGGCAAUGACUGUAACAAAUUUAUUUGUGGCUGACUUGCUGAUUCUGAUUGUGUUGUUCUGUAUAAUUUAUUUGUUUUUUUUUUUUUUAUUUCUAUUUAUGUUUCUGUUUCUAGCUCUGGGCGCUGACUCGACGAACACACACAAUUUAAUUAUUAUAUAUUUUAACGCGUAAC